AAUCUGCCAAAAGGAGCAACUACAGUGAAUGUAUUUGUUAAAAAUAUAUAUUUAAAUACAAUGCCUGGGAUUUUGUUAGGAGUAUAACAAGCAUAAUUCAAACAGAAAUGUGAUAAACAGGUUUCGUAUUAUAUUUUAGCAAGUGUCCACAUAUAUUUUAAAGGUGGGUGUGUUUCAGGAAAUGACAGAGGACAGUUAUGUAUUUCUGUGCUUCUUACAUUUCAUUGUAAAGUUGUGUGGGUAUAGGACAUGCGUGUGAAAUACCUUCUUCAGUGUUUAAUGAUUUUCAGUGCACUUGUGCGAGGUGGAUCACACUGCUUACAGUCAUGUAGGAACAUUACUCUAAACAUUCAGCUGGGCUCGCAGAUGUUGCUCCCAUGCACCCUUUUGAUCAGUAAUGAAACCAAGGAAGCAAAAUGGAGCCAUAAUUCCAGCCUCCUGAACAUCGGGCCUAAUGGAACCGUCAAAUUUGAUGAUCCUAGGGAUGGAAAAAUAAUAGUAUUCCCCUACCUUUUCUAUAGAGGAAACUUCUCCAUCCUCGUUCAUCAGCUCCAAGCCUCUGACAUGGGCAUGUACUGCUGUCAGCUGAGCCAGGAAUGCCAGAGAGUUGAAGUAAAGCUCUUGACAGAAGGUUUGAAUUUCUCCUGGUACUACAUUGCUGCUGGAGUUGGAAUAUUUAUUCUGCUUGUGAUCGUAUUUAGUCUUGUUGUCUAUAAACUCAGAGGAAAGUGUUCAAAAAGAUCAUCUGAUUCCUAUUAUAUCAACACAAGUCCCAAAGAGCAAAGAACAGAACGAACACAGGGUGUUGAGAACGUCAGGGUUGAUGAGUGUGAUGGUGAGUAUGAAGACAUACAGUGUGAUACACAUGACCCGGAUUAUGAAAACACAACUGGAGACGAGCAUGACGGCCAAUAUGAAGACACAGUGAGUGAAGAACAGGAUGAGGAUUAUGUAAACAUUGAGGGAAGAAAUUCUAAGGAACAGUCUGACGAUAUUCACAGUGAGAACCAAACUGAACACCAUUUGGAGAGAGAUACGCCAGGUCACCGUGAUGUCUAUGAAAAUGAUGAGCAUGGUCUGAAACAAAAGUCAAAAUUCCCCCCGAAAGCAGCAUUCAGAAAAAUGACAAAUCAGCAGUCAGUUUCCCAAGGACUAUACUAUGCUAAUUCUUCCGAGAUACAAAAGUCUGCACGUGUUGAGAAAAGAAAAAAAGACAAAGUUCAACUGGCUUUACCAGCAUGUUCAUCCUUGGAUCAAACAGGAAUAUUGAGAUGGUGCUGCCUGUGAUAAUAUUUUAUUUCCACUCUGGAUCACUCUGAUGCUACUGGUAUUGUAUAGUACCAUUGCUUGGUAGUUCUUGUCUCCUCUUAGCCUAUAUUUUAUAUCAUUGUCAUUUCCUGUCCAUGUGGUGCUUGCAGACUGUUUUUGUAUCUGAUAUUCUAGUGUACAGUAUAUUGAGGCCUUUCAACACAAACACUGUCCAUUUGUAUAAGUCAUUGCCAUUCAUGCUGUCCAGCUUAGUUGCUCUCCCUCAGCUGGGGGUAGUCUUUCUGUCUCUGGUUUGUCAUUUGAAACUGAAGCUGACAGAGAUAUAUCUAACAAGACUUGCAGCAAUGGUGAUGUAGAACUAGUGCAUCGAUCAAGAACUGGUGCAUCAUAUCUAGUUAUAUUACACAAAGAUGAAGAUGCUAGGUGAAAGAAAAACUUUAGCAAGUUCAUUCAACUAGGUUAAAAAUUAAAAAAUACAUUCUAUACUUUAAGGUAAUUGAGCUUACCCCGAUGAGCAUAGAGUAAUACUAUAAGCUAACAUUAACAGAUUUUAUACAGUGCAAUGAUUGUCUAUACUGUAUAUUGCUCGGUUUAAACAUGAAGCUGAACUGCCUGAGGCCCUCAUUGGAUGUCAGUAUAAUCAGUAUAAUCUUUCUCUAUGUUACUUAGUGAAAAAGGAGCCAAACCUUUUGGGAGCUCACACAAUAUUUUUCCGUAGUGUAUUAUAUAUAUAUAUAUAAGUUGCCAUGGUUUAUUAUGUGAUGGACUGGUUGGGCUAGAAAUUACAUGCUCAGGUCAGCCAAGCUAACAGCUGGAGUCAACAUUUACACUAACCUAAUAAUACUUAAAUUUGAGAUAAUAUUUAACCGAAUAUAACUAAUAUUUGUUAUUUCUGCUUAUUUUCACCUUGUGCAAUAAGUUACCUAGCUGAAUAGAGAAGGGGUCUUUUAGGCCCUUCUUAUUUUGUUGGAGCUACUGUCUAACCUUAAAAAAGACUCAUGUGCAAAAAUAUCACCACAAAAAUAUCACAUCAGUCAUGCCCUUUCAUUUCUUAUCAAAUAACUCCUGUAAACACAGUUAACAUAAGUAAACAAUUUGACUAGAUAUCAGGUCUUAGAUGUGUAAAUGUAGCUUAGAAGGUCAUUUUGAUUUAGCCUCCAUUCAAGGGGAGGGAUUAAAUAUUGUACUGAAUCCAACCACUAGAGGGCCUCAGAGACAUGUGUGUGGAUUCUUAGCACACUUACAGUAUAAUACCAAAGCAAACAGAAAGAGCAAUUUAAAAUUGACAUUACAAUUAUAAUGUGAU
This is a messenger RNA of Tachysurus fulvidraco (yellow catfish), 2575 nucleotides long. RefSeq lists its product as uncharacterized. The transcript is spliced from 10 exons. The record is from RefSeq and is a predicted model, not a curated record. The coding region runs from base 250 to 1287 and encodes 345 amino acids. Lineage: Eukaryota; Metazoa; Chordata; Actinopteri; Siluriformes; Bagridae.